This is a messenger RNA of Botrytis cinerea B05.10, 1203 nucleotides long. RefSeq lists its product as hypothetical. Gene Ontology annotation, cellular component: mitochondrion; ribosome. NCBI's taxonomy places the organism in Eukaryota, Fungi, Ascomycota, Leotiomycetes, Helotiales, Sclerotiniaceae. Gene Ontology annotation, biological process: translation. The record is from RefSeq and is a predicted model, not a curated record. The coding region runs from base 56 to 901 and encodes 281 amino acids. The transcript has 3 exons. Gene Ontology annotation, molecular function: structural constituent of ribosome.
GGCGAUUUGAACUCGCAACGAUUAUUUGGAGAUCUCUUCAACUCAUUGUCUUUCAAUGGCUUCAUUAUUACAAUCGCGGGUACCUUCAUGCCUAGCAUGCCUACGCCGGACAACAGGUAGUUUCGGUGAUGGACUGCUAUUCUCAAGUAGCCAGCAGGUCAGAGGGAAGAAGAAGCUUGCGAAAGAAAAGGAUCAUAAUGUUACAAUUCAGUUACUGAAACCUGUCAUAGGAAUUGGCAGAAAGGGAAGAAUUGUUCAAGUUCCUCCUGGAUUGAUGCGAAAUAAGCUGUAUGGCAGAGGAUUUGCUGUAUAUGUGACACCUACAGAGUCCGAACAAGCUGGUUCGAGGAAAAAUGUAUCUCUCCCUGAUAGUACUUUUGGAAAGCGCAAAGCCAUCAGAAUAGAGCCGGUGCAAGAUCAGAAGAAGGCAUUGAAAUUCCUCAGCGGAGAGCGUCGACUGAACCUCAAGAAGGUGGUUGAGCUUGAAUUGCUGAGCCCCGAACGCUCCACAGCUAUCUUAUCCGAUUUGAUACCACCCUAUAUAGACUUCUUCGAAACGGCCAUUACUGUUGCUCCUGUACCGGUAAAGAAGGUCUCACCAUCCCUAGCGUCAUCUUCUUCAAUAUCCGCUGCAGCUUCAAAGAAUAGUACAGGGAAAUCAGAAAAGGUACCCAUCUAUGGAUCGGUAUCAACUGCGGAUAUAGCCGCAAAGAUGAAGACCAUCUUAGGUCAGGACUCGGAAGGAAAGCGGGUUGUGUUUGGACCGGAAGAUAUCAAAUUUGUUCAGGAGACGGAAGAGACAGACCGUGUCAAACAUUUGGGUAUUUAUGAGGUCGACAUACAACUCAGGGGAGCUCCUGAGGCUGUUCGAAGGUCGAUCAAAAUCAAUGCUCAAGAUUAGAGUUUGAAGAUGAAUCAAAAGACAUCGAUGAGGACUUGAGUGAUACCUAGAUAUACAUGCAUCAUCAGAUUUGAUUAAAUUGCUGAGAAAUUGUAAAUCUCAAAUAAAUGUACUAAUUAUUUGUCAUUCAUUCAUGAAGUGAGGGGGUUGGAGGCCGUUGGGAAGACAGGACUGUUUCGCGUAAGAAGUGCAGCCGCAAACAUUCGAUAUGCAGUUAUAGAAAGAAGUUCAUUGGUCGUAAAACGCCGGUUCAUCCAUCAAUUUUAUUCUACACAUACAUAAUACAACUUCCACUCGUGUCA